Messenger RNA from Mesocricetus auratus (golden hamster), 663 nucleotides. It is a transcript of the gene Fam216b, whose product is annotated as family with sequence similarity 216 member B. The record is from RefSeq and is a predicted model, not a curated record. NCBI's taxonomy places the organism in Eukaryota, Metazoa, Chordata, Mammalia, Rodentia, Cricetidae. The coding region runs from base 132 to 536 and encodes 134 amino acids. The transcript has 4 exons.
UCUCCUGGUGUUGCUUGGAUAUUAGUUUAUCAACACACUGAAUUUCUGCUACUUCUAAAGAAAGCUACCUUGGGUAUGGAUGUUAGUGUUUAAACCAGGGAACCUCAAUAUAAGGUACAAGACAAAGAAAAAUGGGGAGAAACUUGAAAAGGCAGUACAAGCUCCAGAGUGUUCCACAAAUACCUCGCAUUCAAGUCCCUGCCUCUGCUGCUGACAAUUCAUUACUGAAGGACCUAAAUCAAGGGCAGCGGCGCUACUUCUACAGCAUCAUGAGGAUUUAUGACUCCAGGCCACAGUGGAAGGCCCUGCAGACCCGCUACAUUCACAGCCUUGGGUACCAGCAGCAGCUGGGCUAUAUCACUCAGCAGGAGGCUGUGUCUUGUGCUGCUCUACUUAGACACUCAACCACUCAAGCCUCAGCCAAGAUAGCGCCUCCAAGGGCCAUUCCCCAAAACUCUUCAGCCACACAAAGAAAACGCCAACCAGCAAAACCAGAGUCUAGCCUUGGACCCAGGGCCCCCAGCACAGCACACUGAGCAUCAAGACCCAAGAGGGCAUAAUCUCUAAAAUAUUCAGCUCAUCUGUGUAUUCCUGGCAUCCUAGUGGGUGUUGGUAUGUGUUUGUUGUAUGACAAUGAAUAAAAGAAUACUACUAUAAGCUCUA